AUGCAGGAAGCUCAACAGAAAGGCAUCACUGACUGCAUCACUAUUCCAUCAGAUCCCAAGGUCAUGAAAGCCGUAGCCAAUGUGCUGCCGCGCAACUUCAUCAUCCCUGAGGUGAAAGCCAACUUGACGGCAGAGGAGCGCAGUAGCAUCCUUGCACGCUUCCCGGGCCAUUGCUACAAAAAGGUAGCGAAGGUGAUGCUGGGGGAGCCGCCUCAGGACUACAAGACUUUCAUCCAACAGGCCUUACUGAAAGAGAAGAAGGAAGCAGCUGAGGCAGAGUUGGCGCGUAAAAAGGAGGAAGCUGCGCGGAAAAAGGCGCAAGAGGAACAGAGGAAAGCGCGCCAGAAGAAGGAGGAGGCAGCCAAGGCUGAAGGAAAGGAAGGGGAGAAGGAGAAAGAUGAAGCAGGUGAAGCAGAAGGGGAUGCGGCAGAGGAGGAAGUCGUCGAGGAAGAGGUGAAGGUCGAACUGACCGCGGAGGAGAAGAAGCUGUGGUUCAGACCCAAAGAGGUGCCAGAUCUGACCUCCAAGGAGAUGUCAUCAUCAUACCAAAAGUUCACAUUGCCGAGCAAGGAGGAAGGCUAUGACGAGCUCACCUUCAUGUGGUACAAAGAAGCCCAAAGCAAGGAGUACUUGAAGAAAUGGGUGCUGGAACGAAAAAUGACUCAACGAGUCGAAGACCUCCAGCCCUCGGAAUGGUUCCGAAGCAAAUACAGCGAGUGGAACAAGGUAGUCCAGCUGUGGAAAAAGAAGCAGAGCGAUUCCAAGGACCCGCAUCACCGGAAAGCUUGGGCAGCGAGGAAGGCUGCUGAGGAGAAAGCCAAAAAGGGCGACGAAGUUAAGGAGGACAAGGAGGACCAGAAGGAGGAGAAUGGCAAGGAUGAAGAGAUGAAGGAGGAGAAGGAAGUGAAGCCUGAGGAGGCCGAGGAAAAAAACGGUGAAAAACCUGAAGCAGCAGAGGAAGAGCCAGAGAUGAAAAUUGAUGCGGAGUCUUUGGAUCCUUUUGCCGUGGAGGAUGUGAUGGACAUCGGCAGCGGCGAACCCUUGUUUUUCAACUUCGCGUUCGAGGUUUGCCCCAAUUGCAAGAGUGGGGCAGGAAAAGUCGAUGCUGACCGACUUGUUGCAGCUGGAUGGGACAAAUCUGUAGCUGUAAAAGUGAUGCCACUUUGCAUCCGCGGCUGCCCUGGCGACUUCGUUGGAGAGGACGAUCCAGAAAGACCGACCUUCAAAGAGAAUCAUUUGGCCUUCUACUUCAAUAAGUGCGCCAAGUGUGAAGCAUUCUAA
This is a messenger RNA of Cladocopium goreaui, 1281 nucleotides long. The record is from the annotation of a GenBank genome assembly. NCBI's taxonomy places the organism in Eukaryota, Dinophyceae, Suessiales, Symbiodiniaceae.